Messenger RNA from Ailuropoda melanoleuca (giant panda), 1202 nucleotides. RefSeq names its product cytochrome P450 4A11-like. Gene Ontology annotation, molecular function: monooxygenase activity; iron ion binding; heme binding. NCBI's taxonomy places the organism in Eukaryota, Metazoa, Chordata, Mammalia, Carnivora, Ursidae. The record is from RefSeq and is a predicted model, not a curated record.
AUGAUUGGAAGUGUGUUGAUCCUUUGCCCCAACAAAGCAAAAUCUUUGGAGAGUAUUCUCUCUCCUCNGAGGAAUAUUUUCUACCAGAAAGACAUCAUCUACAGGCUGACCCCUGAAGGCCGCUUGAACCACCGGGCCUGCCAGCUUGCCCAUCAACACACAGACCGAGUGAUCAAGAUGAGGAAGGCUCAGCUGCAGGAGGAGGGAGAGCUGGAGAAGGUCAGGAGCAAGAGGCACCUGGACUUCCUGGACAUCCUCCUCUUUGCCCAAAGGGAGAACGGGAACAGCUUCUCUGACAAGGACCUCCGUGCGGAAGUGGACACCUUCAUGUUUGAGGGCCAUGACACCACAGCCAGCGGCAUCUCCUGGAUCCUCUAUGCUCUGGCCACACACCCCGAGCAUCAGCAAAGGUGCCGGGAGGAGGUCCAGAGCCUCCUGGGGGAUGGCGCCUCCAUCACCUGGGACCACCUGGACCAGAUGCCCUACACCACCAUGUGCAUCAAGGAGGCACUGCGACUCUAUCCACCAGUUCCAGGUGUUGGCAGAGAGCUCAGCAAGCCCAUCACCUUCCCUGAUGGACGCUCCUUACCCAAAGGAUUCUUAGUGUUACCCUCCUUUUAUGCCCUUCACCACAACCCAAAGGUGUGGCCAAACCCAGAGGUGUUUGACCCUUCUCGGUUUGCACCAGAUUCCUCACGACACAGCCAUGCUUUCUUGCCCUUCUCAGGAGGAUCAAGGAACUGCAUCGGGAAGCAGUUUGCCAUGAACGAGAUGAAGGUGGCGGUGGCCCUGACCCUGCUCCGCUUUGAGCUGGCUCCAGAUCCUUUCAGGGUCCCUGUUCCCCUUCCAAGAAUUGUGUUGAUGUCCAAGAAUGGGAUCCACCUGCACCUCAGGAAGCUCUCUAACCCUUGUGGGGACAAGGAUGAGCCCUGAGGGCCUCCUGCCUGCCAUCCUGUCGUCCUGUCAGUCUCUCCUGUCUGCUGUCUUCUGCCCACUUCCUGCUUUCACUCUGCCCACCUGCCAGCCUCCCUACUGUCCUCCUCUUGGGCAUCAGACUGUCUGCCCUUCUCUGUCUCACCCUUCGCCAAGAUUCCUACAUGUUUGUCUGUUUCCUUCCUCCCACCUGGCUGUAACUCUGACUCUCCAUGUAAAUCAUGAUCAGCUGCCUGUCCCCAGGCUUUCUGCCCUCUCCCUGCUGUUGU